AGAAGCGCGCCGCUCCCAGUCAUUUGUCGUAAGUGCUGACCAAAAGAGGAAAAGAAGAAACCUAAAAAAGAUUUUACCAAAGGUUUGAAUUCGUCAAGUGUUACGCACUUUUGUCAGGGGAAUUAACCGUGCCAAGGUAAAGGAAUAACAUCUUUUUUCACUGGAUCCAGCCCCUGGGUUGAGAGGGAAGCAGCCAUGUCAGGCACCUACGACGACUCCAUGAUCGACGUCUCCAGCGACAGCUUCUGGGAGGUGGGGAACUACAAGCGGACGGUGAAGCGCGUGGACGAUGGGAACCGGCUGUGUAAUGACAUGAUGACCUGCAUCCACGAGCGCGCGCGCAUCGAGAAGUCCUACGCCCAGCAGCUGACCGAGUGGUCCAAGCGCUGGAGACAGCUGGUGGAGAAAGGGCCUCAGUACGGGACGCUGGAGCGGGCGUGGACCGCCCUGAUGACCGAGGCGGAGAAGGUCAGCGACCUGCACAUGGAGGUGAAGUCUGCGCUGAUGGGGGAGGACUUUGAGAAGGUGAAGAACUGGCAGAAGGAGGCCUACCACAAGCAGAUGAUCGGGGGCUACAAGGAGACCAAGGAGGCCGAUGACGGCUUCCGCAAGGCUCAGAAGCCCUGGGCCAAGAAGCUCAAAGAGGUGGAGGCCAUGAAGAAGGUGUACCACUCGGCCUGCAAGGAGGAGAAGCUGGCCACCAGCCGAGAGAACAACAGCAAGCUGGAGAACAACAGCAACCCUGAGGCGCAGAAGAAGCUGCAGGACAAAGUGGAGAAGUGCCAACAGGACGUGCAGAAGGCCAAGGAGCGCUAUGAGAAGUCUCUGGAGGAGCUGGAUAAAUGCACUCCUCAGUACAUGGAGAACAUGGAGCAGGUCUUUGAGCAGUGGCAGCAGUUUGAGGACAAGAGGAUCCGCUUCUUCAGUGAGCUUCUGAUGGAGGUGAAGAACCACCUGGACCUGUCUACGAACCACAAGUUCCAGACCGUUUAUCAGACAUUGGAGGACAGGGUGAACGCCGUGGAUGCCGACGAGGAUCUGAAGUGGUUCCGGUCCAACCACGGUCCAGGGAUGCCCAUGAACUGGCCGCAGUUUGAGAUUCUGGACCUCUCCCGGCCUCGCGCCCAUAAGAGAAGGUCCAUUGUAGACUGGUCUGUAGACCUGAACCGGACUCUCAGCAGGAGGGACAAGAAGAAGCCGGGAGAAGGAGUGACUCUCACUGGGAUCAGCCAGACCGGGGAGCAGGCAGCCAAGAGCAGCAGCCUUACUGUACCCAACAGCACUGAGCAGGUGGGCUUAAACCCCUUUGACGAAGAGGACGAGGAAGAGGCAGAGACACCCGCCGAACAGCCUGACAGCGGCCCUGUCACUGUCGUAAACGAGGAGGUUGAAACCAAAACCACAAGCAGCACGGAGAAGACCCAGGAGUGGUCGGACGAGGAGACUGGGAACCCCUUCACAAGUGACACCAACGGGAAUGACAACGGGAACGGGAACCCGUUUGAGGACGAGCCCUCCACCCCCACCAUGGCGGUGCCCGUCAAGGCCCUCUACGACUAUGAAGGCCAGGAACAGGACGAGCUCAGCUUCAAAGCAGGUGACGAGUUAAUGAAGAUCGCCGACGAGGACGACCAGGGGUGGUGCACGGGCCGGCUGAAGAACGGGCACGUGGGACUGUACCCUGCCAACUACGUGGAAGACAUCCAAUAAGAGGAGGAGGAGGAAGAGGAAGGAGGAGACUGGAAGCUGAGCUCCCUAGCGCGUUGUGUAUAGAGGACAGUGUCAGGAACCGCCGCAGCGAUCGCCCAUCUCCCACACUUUAGUGAGGCUGCAGCUGAAAGCUCGAGAUCAGGUACCGAAUCACGGCCAUAUGCAGCAAAGAAGAUUCAGCUCAUACCCAUCAAUGCCUUCUGUGGCAGGGACUACUGGACUAAUGGCCUCAUCUCCGUUAAUGACAUGCAUCAUGAAGAAAAUUCAGCUGAUCCGCACAAUAUGUUCGUAUUAAUGGCAGAUACGGCAGAGAAAACUUCUCUCCAAAACUCAUCACAAUUCAAGGACAAUUCGCCAGAAAUAAAAUUUGCCUAAUUUCCACAGUGGUCCCCAUUAACGACAAACUGGUUAUUUUUAUUGGCAAAAAUACUGAGCCGGCAUGAUGUGGACAAACCUACAAUGGAGAUGUAUUCUUGUUUAUUUGGUCAUUCCUUGUACAUAUGAUUUUAUGAUUAUACUUUUACUUUAAAUGCCUUGAUUUUUUAAACGUCCAUUUAUUUUUCUUUCUGGGUUAAUGUGUUACAGUAUGCUGAAUUGUUCCUGGGCCCACAAACGGUCAGGAAUAGAAGACAAAUCUGGAUGUUACAAGUUCUCUACAUGAAGCAGUUUUUCUCUAGAAACAUUCACAAAUCAAAAUAUAGGCUGUUUGCUUGGGGUGUACAGUCUUUUCCACCUGUUACACAAUGUUUGUUACACAAGAUAUCAUUCCAUUUUUCUGUUCUGCAGUCACAAGAGUUGUUACUAGUAAAAUCUUCUUUUGAGUUAGACUUGCUGUAAGUUUUUUGUUAAUCAUUUAGCACAUAUAAACACGUCAAAUGGAGGACCUUUAGAAAUCUGACUGAAGAAGGCUCAAUAUUUCACUUUCAGCUAGACUGGUGUAUUCACAUUAUAACUUCCCUUAUUGGUUGUACACUGUUCGCUCAUCAUACUUAUCAUGGGGCUUGUGAACUUUCACACUGCCGUCACAAAAUUGCCAAUUAUUGCUCUUGUGUAAAAAAAAAAAAAGAAUAAUGUGUGCUCUCGGAAUGUUUGGGAAAUCUCACUUGAAGCUACCAUAUUUAUUCAAGCUAGCACUGGACGCUGAAUGCCUCGCAGUUCAAGGAGAUCGUUGAACCGCUAAAAUCCGAUGUUCUUUAACAUCAGACCCUGAUUGAAUGUUUUAACACAAUACAAAUAUAUAUUUGCAUGUAAAUAAAGAUGAAGCUAUGGCCAAGUAGCACAGAAAAAAAAUUGUAGGUAAUUACAUUUUUACUAAUUUCAGGACUAUUAAUUUAUAUUGCCUUAAGUGAUGUUUGCUGUUGGGCUGAUGCUGUGAUCUCAGAUCAGCUUGUACAAUAAUUUAACUUUUUUUGGCUCAUCAGGUAUGAUUUUGAGGUUGUUAAUUGUAAAUAAAUGUUUUUCCCCCUUGA
Molecule: messenger RNA, 3179 nt
Organism: Conger conger (European conger)
Lineage: Eukaryota; Metazoa; Chordata; Actinopteri; Anguilliformes; Congridae
Gene: pacsin2
Product: protein kinase C and casein kinase substrate in neurons 2
Exons: 12
Coding region: 196-1710 (504 amino acids)
Biological process (GO): plasma membrane tubulation; cytoskeleton organization; regulation of endocytosis
Cellular component (GO): endosome; plasma membrane; cytoplasm
Molecular function (GO): phospholipid binding; protein binding
Source: RefSeq, a predicted model, not a curated record